AUGAACGAGGAUCUUUUGAGUUGCAAACGCGAGGCUGUGGCAAUGACACAAAUGGAACAACCACCGUUGGAUGAAAAUAGCAAGAAAAAAGGCUAUAUUAAACUCAUGAAGGAGCUAUGGGAUGCGAAAGGAUAUAAUGAUUUUGGCUUCUCAAGCCCGAAUUUGCGUGAUCAAGCUGCAAGGCUCGACAAAUCUUUGGAGCCGGGGGACUCGAGAAAC
This is a messenger RNA of Paramuricea clavata, 219 nucleotides long. Lineage: Eukaryota; Metazoa; Cnidaria; Anthozoa; Malacalcyonacea; Plexauridae. The record is from the annotation of a GenBank genome assembly.